CUUGGAUGAUUUUUGUUCCACAAACCUGGAACCCGCAUUGCUUAGCUGCCUUUUGAGGUACUCCAGAAUUUCUGAUUGAUGACUUUAUGACGAUCGGGUCGCAAAUACCCGUAGCGACUCGAGUGAAAUGAAAAUGGACCGCCACGGCGGCGAUGAGCCCCUCGUCUUCCAUUUCUCAUUCCCACCGUACUGCGUAGUCCAAUGAGUAAUACCCGCGGCGACGGCGGCGGCUAUCUCCUCGAACGGUCUCAAUUUUCUGUGCUAUCAGAAAUUUUUCUCGUAAUGGCUUCCUCUCAUCGUCAAAACGUUAGCAUUCCUCACGCUCAUGGUCGUUCUCAAGAAUAGCGAUAUGCUUUCUGCCAUCCUCAAGCCUCAUAGUGAUGAAGAAGUUUGGUGUUUUCCUCGCUUCUAUCUUCCGCAUGCCGAGCCUCCGAAGCAGCAACUCGUGUGUCCUCCCGAUACUCAUACAAUAACAAACCAAUCACUAUGUGUUCUAUUCCUAACGGAUGCAUUUUUCCUCUCUGUCACAAGAACAAUGUCUCUGUUCCUCCCGCCUCUCCCGGAUAACCGUCUAAAGUCUUCGAUUUCGCACGUUCUUCCCCGCCAUUUAUCUAGGAUCCCGUCUUCCAGCCAUGCCUCUUCGUCUGUACUUCUCAAAACAAAUCCACUCAUUACAUUGUGGGAGUUAUGGGAAGGUUGGUCGACGGAGAUCAUUCUGGGGUACCAUUCCACUUUUCUAGUUCUUGAUUCAGACCCUGAAGCCCCUGAUGGAUGCACCAUUAUCCCUCGCUGCUACUUGUUUCACCGGUUCUCUUUGCGCCCCGAAGCAGCAGCAAUACCGGUGUCUGUACUCACCUGGAUCCCAAUCUUAGGUCUUCACGGAACACACUAG
Guyanagaster necrorhizus is the source of this 892-nucleotide messenger RNA. RefSeq lists its product as uncharacterized. The record is from RefSeq and is a predicted model, not a curated record. The transcript is spliced from 3 exons. NCBI's taxonomy places the organism in Eukaryota, Fungi, Basidiomycota, Agaricomycetes, Agaricales, Physalacriaceae. Bases 326 to 892 code for a protein of 188 amino acids.